AGGAUCCGCGGCGCCCCACGAGGCGGGACGGAGGGCAACCACAGAUCCUGAUCCUGGACACUUGGCCUUCCAUCUCAUCUGGCCAUGGCGCUGUGCCUGAAACAAGUGUUCUCCAAGGACAAGACGUUUAGGCCACGGAAACGCUUCGAGCCUGGCACGCAGCGCUUCGAACUGUACAAGAAGGCUCAGGCGUCGCUCAAGUCAGGCCUGGACCUGCGCAGUGUGGUGCGGCUGCCACCCGGGGAGAACAUCGACGACUGGAUCGCCGUGCAUGUGGUGGACUUCUUCAACCGCAUCAACCUCAUCUAUGGCACCAUGGCCGAGCGCUGCAGCGAGAGCAGCUGCCCGGUGAUGGCCGGUGGGCCACGUUACGAGUACCGCUGGCAGGACGAGCGCCAGUACCGGCGGCCAGCCAAGCUCUCAGCACCCCGCUAUAUGGCCCUUCUCAUGGAUUGGAUCGAGAGCCUCAUCAAUGAUGAGGAUGUCUUUCCCACCCGUGUUGGAGUUCCCUUCCCCAAGAACUUCCAGCAGGUCUGCACCAAGAUUUUGACCCGGCUCUUCCGAGUCUUCGUGCAUGUGUACAUCCACCACUUUGACAGCAUCCUCAGCAUGGGGGCCGAGGCACAUGUCAACACCUGCUACAAGCACUUCUACUACUUCAUCCGAGAGUUCAGCCUGGUGGACCAGCGGGAGCUGGAGCCUUUGACUUCAUCUCUGGUAUUAAUUGACCUUGGUCACCAUGUGGAGGAUAUAACAAUUUUUCUAGAAACUGGAUUGGAACAGGCCCAAGUAACUCAGGGCCAGCUGGCUGUUGAGACUUUCAGGGAACGGGCCAACCCGGUCUCUCAGGACAUGAAAUUUGGGUGGGCCUGGAAAGUGAGGGGUGGAAAAGUACCGCCUCUUCCGCCUUCGGGGCGGAGAGCUCGGCAGGUUCGCGCCUGGGUCCCGCGGGAAGUCAGCUGGAGUCAAGGCAAGACAUCGGGGGAGCGAAGUGGGGUGACAGGGGCUGAGAGUGGGGCGCUGUCCCUCAAGCGGGACGAGUCACGGCCUUCAAAGGCUGCCGAGGUCAUGACCCGAUUUUGGGAGCCCCCGACGUGGGCAAGUAGGGGGACCACGAAUGUCCCCCCGGACUCUCGGGAGGGAGGUCCUGACUUAAGGGUUGUCCUGCUUCAGGACUGCAGCAUCGAGGUGCUUGCUUGA
Molecule: messenger RNA, 1200 nt
Organism: Suncus etruscus (white-toothed pygmy shrew)
Lineage: Eukaryota; Metazoa; Chordata; Mammalia; Eulipotyphla; Soricidae
Gene: MOB3C
Product: MOB kinase activator 3C
Exons: 6
Coding region: 85-1200 (371 amino acids)
Biological process (GO): positive regulation of protein phosphorylation; signal transduction
Cellular component (GO): cytoplasm; nucleus
Molecular function (GO): protein kinase activator activity
Source: RefSeq, a predicted model, not a curated record